This is a messenger RNA of Knipowitschia caucasica, 927 nucleotides long. The record is from the annotation of a GenBank genome assembly. Lineage: Eukaryota; Metazoa; Chordata; Actinopteri; Gobiiformes; Gobiidae.
AUGGCCUCUGGACGUCUGCCGGUCGGCUCCUCACACGGACACAACGGGAGCGCCCCGGUCACCGAGCCGCUGUGUGAGCACGGCGCCCCCUGGAUCCUGUACCUGCUGCAGGAGUGCGUGGACAACCGCUGGGAGUACCUGAGCGUGGUGGUCGGCCUGGUCUCCAUGUUCUGCUUCCUGCUCUCCACGCUGCCGCAGGUGUACGCCUCCUAUCGCAGCGGCAAAGUGGAGGAGGCCAUGUCUUUUGGAUUCCUCUUUUUCCUCUUCAGUGGUGAUUUGACCAACUUCGCCGGCUGCUAUCUCACCGGUCAGCUCCCAAUCCAAAUUGUUGCUGUGAUUUUCUACAUCUUCACCGACUUAAUCCUCAUCUCACAGUUUCUCUAUUAUAAGAUUAAAAACAGCUCCAGCAAAAAAACGCCGUUGUUGAAAUGGCUUUGCUUCGUGUGGUGCGGCGCUGGGACCCUGCUCCUCCUCUCUCUGCCCAAAGUCAUAAUAGAAAGUAACACAAUGCUGACUCAGGGUCUAAGUACCAAUAGAAAAUCCAUGAAGCUGGCGGGAUUCAUCUGUGGAUACAUGGCAACGAUGUUCUACCUCUUGUCCCGGUUUCCUCAGCUUUAUAAAAAUUUCCAGCGACAGUCCACAGAGGGCACUUCUUACCUCCUGUUCGCUCUGGCCAUGAUGGGCAACGGCACGUAUGGGCUGAGCGUGGUGCUGGUGCUGCCCGCUCUCAGGGGCUCCAAGCGGGUCUUCCUCAUGGACCACCUGGCCUGGCUCCUCGGCAGCAUGGGGGUCCUCGUGCUGGACUUCUUUGUCACGGCUCAGUUCCUCUUGUACCGACACCGACGCACAUCCAAAAGCGUGGAAGUGGACGGCAGCACCGAAGCAGAGCCACUUCUGUGCGACGAGGAGGAGCAGAGCGUCCUAUAG